Daucus carota subsp. sativus is the source of this 850-nucleotide messenger RNA. RefSeq names its product protein NUCLEOLAR FACTOR 1. Lineage: Eukaryota; Viridiplantae; Streptophyta; Magnoliopsida; Apiales; Apiaceae. The transcript is spliced from 7 exons. Gene Ontology annotation, biological process: maturation of SSU-rRNA from tricistronic rRNA transcript (SSU-rRNA, 5.8S rRNA, LSU-rRNA). The record is from RefSeq and is a predicted model, not a curated record. Gene Ontology annotation, cellular component: nucleolus; small-subunit processome. Gene Ontology annotation, molecular function: U3 snoRNA binding; rRNA binding. Bases 24 to 572 code for a protein of 182 amino acids.
UGGAACGCAAUAAGCUUCCUCAAAUGUUUAUGUAUUCUAAUGACUUUUUAACUUUCCAGAUCUACCAGCGGUUUGAUGCAGAAUCAAUAGUAGAUGUUGAUGAUGCACGUCUUGCCUACUUUUCUCAAAAGGUGUUCCCCAAGAUAAAAGACUCUAUUCAGGGUGGAACCAUGAUAUUUAUAAGCUCUUAUUUUGAGUUUGUACGUCUUCGAAAUUUCUUGAAAUCACAAGAUGCAUCCUUCUGUCUUCUUGGGGAGUACACUAAACAAAGUGAUAUUUCACGUGCACGAGCUUGGUUUUUUCAAGAAAAAAGGAAGAUCAUGCUCUACACGGAGAGAGCCCAUUUCUACCAUAGAUACAAGAUUCGUGGUAUCCAGAAUUUGAUUAUCUAUUCCCUGCCAGAGAGGAAGGAAUUCUAUCCCGAGAUUGUUAAUAUGCUCCAAGGGUCUGAGAAUAUGACAACUACAGUGCUUUUAUCUUGCUUUGAUAUGCUCCGGCUGGAGAGAAUUGUCGGCAGAGGGCCCGCAAAGAGAAUGGCAACUUCAGAUAAGGAUGUUUUUAUCUUUACAUAAAAUUAUUAAGUGAGCUCACACUUGAAACAACUCUUCAAGCAUCGCGGUUCUUGCUACAUAUAAGAGGAGUUGGUAAAGUUCCUAACCAAGAUUUUGCGGUCAAAUUUCUUAUUUCUGGCCCCUAGAGAUUGAUGUAGUGGCAUUGAUCUUAUUAGUUGAAAGAAGAAACUUCUUUGAUAUAGGUACAUGAAUUUUAAGUUAAUUAUUGUUAUUCUUUUUAUUGAACUAUAUUUGUGUAGUACUGAAAGGAGACUUGAGUCGGCAAAUUUAUUAUCGUU